AUGAAGUCUGUGGCUAUUAAAACUGUAUUGGUUAUUGCAUUAUUGGGAUUGUGUAUACAUUUGCAGAAGUACUACCUAACCUAUUCUAGAAUCGGUUCAAGACCAUCAGAUGUCCGAGUAUCAGAUCUAGAGAAGAGCAGCAAGGGCAAUAAGAACAACACGAUUGUAUUUACAAAUAGGAAACAAACAGUUACAUGCAAACAAAUGAAUUUUGUAUUUGUUAAAACUUACAAGACUGGUAGCAGCACCGUUGGAUCUACUCUCUUUCGCUAUGGUCUGAAAAAUAACUUGAUAUCUGCAAUUGCACUACAACCGGCUUCUAUGAUAGUGGAAAUAAUAAAUAAUACAGCAGGGGUUAGAAAAUACGACUGUGAUCCCACAUUCCCAGGAUAUAACUAUUUAGUUAGUCAUGUCAAGCAUUAUAAUUACAACGUACUCAAUACACUGGUCAAACGCGCACAGUUUAUAACUUUACUUCGUUCACCAUUUAAACACUUGGAAUCUUCGUUUUAUUAUUUUCAUGCUGACGUCGCAUGCAAACUAUUAAAGCAUGAAAACCCGUUUGCUGAAUUUGUAACUCAUUUACAAAAUUAUACUGACCCUACUAAAAUGAAGGCGCAAUUGAGAAACAGAUUACACAAUGGGCAAUUGUACGGACUAGGUUGUGACGACGAUAACUGCAACGACCAAACAUCUGUUGUGAAAAAAAAUAAUGAAAUUGAACAGCAAUUUGACUUAGUCAUGAUUACAGAUUAUAUGGAUGAAUCGAUGGUUCUACUCAAACAGCUCAUGUGCUGGAGAGAUGAUGAUGUAGUCUACAAGUCGAUGAAAGUUGUCGGUAAUAACAGACCACCAAUAACUGAACAUAUGAAAGGAAUAAUUUCAAAAUGGAAUAAAGCGGAUAUGCAGCUAUAUAAUCAUUUUAACAGAACUUUUUGGCGCCGAAUUAAAAAUUACAAAGGUGAUUUUGAUAGCGACCUUCAAUCUUUUCGCACCAAACAAACUGAAAAAACAGAAAUGUGUGUUAAAACCAAAAGAAAUAACGAAGAUUGUAAAUGGCUCGAAAUGGAUGUGACCCAGCUAAGGACCACUGCUUUAAAAAUACAAGCUGAAACAAUUUGUAAAAAACAGAAUAAAAAUCAGUAG
This is a messenger RNA of Saccoglossus kowalevskii, 1146 nucleotides long. RefSeq names its product galactosylceramide sulfotransferase-like. The record is from RefSeq and is a predicted model, not a curated record. Gene Ontology annotation, cellular component: membrane. NCBI's taxonomy places the organism in Eukaryota, Metazoa, Hemichordata, Enteropneusta, Harrimaniidae. Gene Ontology annotation, molecular function: galactosylceramide sulfotransferase activity. Gene Ontology annotation, biological process: glycolipid biosynthetic process.